This is a messenger RNA of Solanum lycopersicum (tomato), 1642 nucleotides long. Its product is annotated as vacuolar iron transporter homolog 1-like. The record is from RefSeq and is a predicted model, not a curated record. NCBI's taxonomy places the organism in Eukaryota, Viridiplantae, Streptophyta, Magnoliopsida, Solanales, Solanaceae. Gene Ontology annotation, biological process: intracellular manganese ion homeostasis. Gene Ontology annotation, molecular function: iron ion transmembrane transporter activity; manganese ion transmembrane transporter activity. Gene Ontology annotation, cellular component: membrane.
UUUCUAGUGCACAUUUUCCAAGUUGAACACAGCUCACCAAUGCUUGUGCUAAAGUAUGUGCUCAUAUGCAUAAGUAGGUUCCUCAUCAGAUCAGAAGCUAGUUUAUGUGAAGCAGCCACUCAAGCUAAGAUAGCUUUUCUAUGUGGUGCUAGCUGAGGACGUCAUACUGGAGAAAAACCUAUGUACAUCACUAUACAUAGCUCUUCUCUGCAUAUUGAGUUAAGAUGUUGAUUGAAUGAAUUUUUUUUUUUUUAUAAUUUGGUUUAGAUGAACUGCUAGUUAGAAUGAGACAAAGUGAUGCUCUAGAUUUCCUCUAUUUGGAGCAACAAACAAUAGAAACUUACUUUUCAUUUGCAGUUGGUUGUUGUCUGUAUAGUAUGAUGUCUCCUUCUUGGCAUAAGUAUUCUUGCCAUAAGUAAAGACAUUCAGAAGAAACACAUAUGAGCUUAUGUUUGUUCUUCUCGGUUUUAGCGUGUCAGCUUGUUUUUUUCCCACGGUGCCACCUAAGUAAGACGAUUCUUAGAUAGCAAUAUUCAUUAUUUAUGAACUGGGGUUCCUACAUAUUACUUCCACGCGUACAAGCGUGCCUAUGGCUAAAAGCCACACUCCCAUUCAUUGAAUGAUGGAUUCUCCCAAAUCAACUGAGGCCUGUGCUAAGAAAGAUUCUCAUGCAACUGCCCAGGAAGAGAAAACUUUAGAGAAACUAGCCCGAGCUCAGUGGCUUCGAGCAGCUAUCCUUGGAGCAAACGAUGGAUUGCUUUCCACCACGUCCUUGAUGCUUGGUGUGGGUGCAGCUAAAGAUCAAGAUCAACAGUCUAUGGUACUUUCUGGAAUAGCUGGAGCUCUUGCAGGUGCCUGUAGCAUGGCUGUCGGAGAGUUUGUCUCUGUUUCAACUCAACGAGACAUUGCAAAGUCCAUUGCUUACGAGUUAAAAGGAAGCAGUCCAACUAACACUGCAGAAACCAAGCAAGGUGAAGUCCCUCAUGACAUGGCCUUUCACAGUAUAUUAGCCACUUCAACACAAGGCGGAAAACUUCUAUAUGAAUCACCUGUACAUAUACAGUCCAACUCUUUCACACCUGCAAGAUCUCCACUUACAAAAGUUAUGGAAAUGGAUGCAAGAAGAACCAUGAUGGAGGAAUCAAAACUGGACAAUGACAUAAAGUUAGAGCCACUGCCUAGUCCAUUGAAGGCUGCUGCAGCGUCGUCUCUGGCUUUUCUCUUUGGAGCCUUUGUUCCUAUGAUGCCAGCUCUAUUAGUGAGUGACAACAGAAUCAGGAUUUUUUUGAUGGUGCUUGUAGCAUCAUUAGCUCUGUGUUUAUUUGGUGGAAUUGGAGCUCAUCUUGGUGGUUCAUCAGUGAAAAUAUCUGCUAUAAGAGUUUUACUUGGAGGGUGGAUUUCAAUGGCUCUCACAUAUGGUUUACUUAAGCCCUUUGACAAUGAUUCAAAGAGAGAUUAUGAUGAUUAGUGGAAUAGAUGUUUAGAUACUUGGUUUAAGUAGAAAAAAAAAUACUAGUAUUUUAGCUUUUGGUGCAAAAAAAAAAAAGAAGAAGUGGAAGUUGCGGUUGUGUUUAAACAUACACUUCACUUGUGUAAAAGAUUUAAAGCGAAAUAUAACAUGAAAAAUUGGUUACGGAGAAAA